AUGAAUCACUUAUUCCUUGCAAAUCACACUCUAAUGUCUGCUCCAGAUUACAAGUUGGUGGAGAAGCCAAGUCUGAUUGAAGGUAUCCCUGAUAACAUCUUAGCACUCAUCGCACCAGUUGUUGCAUAUUGGACAUAUUCCGGGUUUUUCUAUAUAAUAGAUACUUUUGAAAUUGCUGAAAAAUACAGAAUUCAUCCACCUGAAGAAGUUGCCUCAAGAAAUAAAGCUUCAAGAAUUGAUGUCUUGAAAGAUGUCAUCUUACAACAUAUAAUACAAACUAUAGUUGGUUUAGUUGUGGCAAAUUUUGAUCCAAUUCAAUAUACAGGUGAUGAAGAGUAUCAAAUUUGGAAAUUAUCUCAUAAAUACCCAAUGGUUCCAACAUCAUUCCUAAGAUUUUACCAUCUUUAUGGAUUUUCCAUGUUGAAGAUAUUUAUUGCAUUUCUUAUAAUUGAUUCAUGGCAAUAUUGGUUACAUCGUAUAAUGCAUCUAAAUAAGGCAUUAUACAAGAGAUUCCAUUCAAGACAUCAUAGAUUAUAUGUUCCAUAUGCUUUUGGUGCUCUAUAUAAUGAUCCAGUGGAAGGGUUCUUAUUGGAUACUUUAGGUACUGGUAUUGCAUCUAUUGUUACUCAAUUAACCCCAAGAGAAGCUAUUGUCUUGUAUACAUUCUCCACUUUGAAAACAGUUGAUGAUCAUUGUGGUUAUGCUUUACCAUUUGAUCCUUUCCAAAAAUUGUUUCCAAAUAAUUCAAUUUAUCAUGAUAUUCAUCAUCAACAAUUUGGUAUAAAGACCAAUUUUUCACAACCUUUUUUCACAUUUUGGGAUAUUUUAAACAAUACAAGAUAUAAAGAUUUGGAUAAUUAUAAAGAGAAGCAAAAAUCAAUUACAAUUGCCAAAUAUAAACAAUUUUUACAUGAUCGUGAAAUGGCUAAAUUGAAGAAGAAGGCGGAAAUUUAUAAAAAGGAUUAA
Hansenula anomala is the source of this 966-nucleotide messenger RNA. RefSeq names its product sphingosine hydroxylase (gene SUR2). Bases 1 to 966 code for a protein of 321 amino acids. The record is from RefSeq and is a predicted model, not a curated record. The transcript has a single exon. NCBI's taxonomy places the organism in Eukaryota, Fungi, Ascomycota, Saccharomycetes, Phaffomycetales, Wickerhamomycetaceae. Gene Ontology annotation, molecular function: iron ion binding; oxidoreductase activity. Gene Ontology annotation, biological process: lipid biosynthetic process.